This is a messenger RNA of Didymella exigua CBS 183.55, 1465 nucleotides long. RefSeq names its product aspartyl proteinase. NCBI's taxonomy places the organism in Eukaryota, Fungi, Ascomycota, Dothideomycetes, Pleosporales, Didymellaceae. The transcript has 3 exons. The coding region runs from base 38 to 1165 and encodes 375 amino acids. The record is from RefSeq and is a predicted model, not a curated record. Gene Ontology annotation, cellular component: fungal-type vacuole. Gene Ontology annotation, biological process: proteolysis. Gene Ontology annotation, molecular function: aspartic-type endopeptidase activity.
UGCGCUGGCCUCGCCCGCCUUUGCCGGCGUCCACAAGAUGAAGCUCCAGAAGGUGCCUCUCUCAGAGCAGCUCAAAUACGCAAAUAUCCAGGAGCACGCAAAGGCGCUCGGCCAAAAGUACAUGGGCAUCAAGCCCGAGACGCACGCCGAGCAGGUGUUCAAGGCGCCCUACGUCGCCGACGGCUCGCACCCAGUGCCCGUUAGCAACUUCCUGAACGCGCAGUACUUCUCUGAGAUCUCCCUCGGUACUCCUCCCCAGAGCUUCAAGGUCGUUCUCGACACCGGAAGCUCCAACCUUUGGGUCCCCUCCUCUGAGUGCAACUCCAUCGCCUGCUACCUCCACACCAAGUAUGACUCGUCUGCCUCGUCGACCUACAAGAAGAACGGCACGUCAUUCGAGAUUCGCUACGGCUCUGGUGAGCUCAGCGGCUUCGUCUCCAACGAUGUCUUCCAGAUUGGCGACCUCAAGGUCAAGCACCAGGACUUCGCCGAGGCCACCUCUGAGCCUGGUCUCGCCUUUGCCUUUGGCCGCUUCGACGGCAUCAUGGGUCUCGGCUACGACACCAUCUCCGUCAACAAGAUUGUUCCCCCCUUCUACAACAUGCUCGACCAGGGUCUGCUCGACGAGCCUGUUUUUGCCUUCUACCUCGGAGACACCAACGAGGGUCAGGAGUCCGUUGCUACCUUCGGUGGCAUCGAUGAGAGCCACUACACUGGCAAGCUCACCAAGAUCCCUUUGAGGCGUAAGGCUUACUGGGAGGUUGACCUCGAUGCCAUCACCUUUGGCAAGGAGACCGCUGAGAUGGACAACACUGGUGUCAUUCUUGACACUGGUACAUCCCUCAUUGCCCUUCCCUCUACCAUCGCCGAGCUUCUGAACAAGGAAAUCGGUGCUAAGAAGUCAUACAACGGCCAGUACACCGUAGAGUGCAACACGCGUGACAGUCUGCCCGACCUCACCUUCACUCUGACCGGCCACAACUUCACCAUCGGUGCCUAUGACUACAUCCUUGAGGUCCAGGGCUCGUGUAUCUCCGCCUUCUUCGGCAUGGACUUCCCUGAGCCCGUAGGUCCCCUCGCCAUCCUCGGAGACGCCUUCCUCAGGAGGUGGUACUCUGUCUACGACGUCGGCAACUCGGCUGUUGGUCUUGCUAAGGCCAAGUAAGCAGUUGUCGAUGAUGUUAGGACGCGUUUGGAGUUUUAGGAGGGCCUUGGGAUCAUUCGACCAGCAGAUGGAACUGCUUGGCCUGUGUUGUACGCAGCAGUAAUAGGUAACGUUUGUUAUGUCGGCACAGAUUGUCGAAUUCAUGUACAUCAGCAAAUCAAGUCAAUACAAUGGGAGCAAUUCUGUCGAAAGUGACUAUUCAGUCCUGUUCAGUGUCACCGUUGAGGUGCCGGGCAUCCAUCAGCGUGACUCGUUAUCGAUCUUAUCGUACCGAGGGCCAGCUCACGAAUGACGUACGAC